AUGAUCGAGACAGUAGACACGCAUGGCAUGUCCGAUACUGAAAGCUUUUGGCUUGCCUCAGCCCUAUUUGCGGGCGCCGAAACCUCUUCAGGCGCUCUUUCCUGGUGGCUUCAUGCCAUGCUCUUGAAUCCCGAGGCACAGAGACGUGCCCACAAAGAACUGGACCGUGUGAUCGGACGCGAGCGAGUUCCUACAUUCGACGAUGUGCCAAAGCUGCCCUAUCUACGCGCAACGAUGAUGGAGGUGAUGCGCAUUCGGCCCGUCGACCCUGUGGGCCUGCCUCACUGCCUUUCCGAGGACACAUGGUAUGAAGGAUACUUCUUACCGAAAGGCGCUAUUUUAGUCGCCAACGUCUGGGCUGUCAACCGCGACCCGACGUGUUCGGCCCAGAUGCUCAUAUCUUCAACCCUGAUAGGUUUCUGGAUCCUGUGA
This is a messenger RNA of Diaporthe citri, 432 nucleotides long. RefSeq lists its product as uncharacterized. The coding region runs from base 1 to 432 and encodes 143 amino acids. Gene Ontology annotation, molecular function: monooxygenase activity; oxidoreductase activity, acting on paired donors, with incorporation or reduction of molecular oxygen; iron ion binding. Lineage: Eukaryota; Fungi; Ascomycota; Sordariomycetes; Diaporthales; Diaporthaceae. The record is from RefSeq and is a predicted model, not a curated record. The transcript has 4 exons.